AUGGUGCUGUCGCUGAUCCUCAGUCUGGGCUUGGUCGCCAGCGCUACGGCGCUCGCGAUCCCACAGCCUCUUCGUUUUACCAAGGAGGGCACCUUCCAGCUGUCGGUGUUUUCUGAUCUUCACUAUGGCGAGGAACCUCGUCUGGGGCCCGCAGCAGACGUCAACUCAACGCGGGUGAUGAACGCUAUCCUGUCUGUGGAACACCCGCAGUUAGUCGUGCUUAAUGGCGACCUGAUCACGGGCGAGAACACUUAUCGGGAGAAUUCGAGUUGGUAUGUAGAUGAAAUUGUGGCGCCGCUCGUCGAGCGUGGUCUCCCAUGGGCAUCCACCUAUGGCAACCACGACAGAGACUACAACCUCUCGCGAGCAGAGAUCUUCGCUCGCGAGAAGAGGGACCCCAACAGCUUGACCCAGUACAUGGUCCCGGGCUUCAAUGCCGGUGUGUCGAAUUAUUACCUGCCCGUGUUCUCGUCCGAUGAGCAGAAGCAGACACCCGAGGUGAUCCUCUGGUUCUUCGAUAGCCGUGGCGGCAACUAUUUCCAGGAACUAGACAGUAAUGGGAACAAGGUCCCUCAACCUGGAUGGGUCGAUGAAUCGGAAGGAAAAGGAAACGAACAGUACGAGAGGAAAAAAAAGAGAGAGACGGAAACCGCAUUCGCGCAAAUGCCUGUGACCCGAAAGGAAGCUGACAGCGAUACUUUAGGUUGUCGACUGGUUCCUGCAAACAAAUGCAGAACUCACAAAACAAAUGAGGAGCAGCGCCGUGAGAAUAUCGAUCCAAAACUUCUCCUGGUUCCAAGUAUCUGGAACAAGGAUAUCGAGGCGAACAGUGCGAAGGACUUUCAUCCGAUUCUUCCUAACGAAGCGAACGACAAUCAGGAUGCAGAGAACGAGAUCGACAACUGGCUGGCCAAGAUCAAGGACAAUGCUGAAGAGAGGGAUGCGUUGUGGGAGCUUUUUUCAGCCAUCUUUCUCAACUGA
This is a messenger RNA of Rasamsonia emersonii CBS 393.64, 981 nucleotides long. RefSeq lists its product as uncharacterized. Gene Ontology annotation, molecular function: hydrolase activity, acting on ester bonds. The coding region runs from base 1 to 981 and encodes 326 amino acids. Lineage: Eukaryota; Fungi; Ascomycota; Eurotiomycetes; Eurotiales; Trichocomaceae. The transcript is spliced from 4 exons. The record is from RefSeq and is a predicted model, not a curated record. Gene Ontology annotation, cellular component: cytoplasm.